Debaryomyces hansenii CBS767 is the source of this 282-nucleotide messenger RNA. Its product is annotated as DEHA2E11902p. The coding region runs from base 1 to 282 and encodes 93 amino acids. The record is from RefSeq and is a predicted model, not a curated record. Lineage: Eukaryota; Fungi; Ascomycota; Pichiomycetes; Serinales; Debaryomycetaceae. The transcript has a single exon.
AUGUUACUCCUAUUGCAAUAUCAAAGCUGUAUUCGAGAGCCAUCUGAUAAAUAUUGCAACCAUUUUAGGCGCGCAAAGAACUUUUUCCAGGUGCCGAUAAGAAAAACAAGCUACAUAAAUAUAGAUAAGUACAUAGACGUGUUAAAGAUACUUAAAUUACGUGCAAAUUUCCAUCCGGAAUGGAUACGCCAUCCUGGAUUUAUAUCUAUUCGAAGGACUCAUAAGCGACUACCUUCAUCUAUUCCAGUUUCACUAGUAUCUGCAUGGAUCUACAAAUCAUGA